AUGAGUGAAUCGAUCCCAAAAGCCAGGAAUGUUACUCACACCAUGACUAAGUUAUAUAGUCGGCUUGAAAAGGGCACCAUUGAUAUUACACCCGAUUUUCAAAGAGAUGUUGUUUGGGGAGAAUCCAGGCAAAGUCAUUUAAUCGAUUCAGUUUUGAAAAACUUUUAUAUUCCCCCCUUGAUAUUUUCAUGCAAGCAAGUGAAUAACAAGCUCGUGAGAGUGUGUAUUGAUGGAAAGCAAAGACUUACAUCCAUUAAAAGAUUCAUGGAUAAUAAGAUUCCUCACGUGGAUGCAUAUGACAGUCAUAAAGAAAAAAGGUAUUAUUCGCAAUCCAAAAAUGGAAGAUCAAGAACUCUUUCACAAUUAGAAAGAGAAAUGUUUGGUGGCUCUGGAUUUAUUUGCGUUGAAUACUCCAAUUUGACUCUGAAACAAGAGCAAGAAAUAUUCGGUCGGGUUCAGUUCGGAAUGACGCUCACUUCUGCAGAGAAAUUAAAGGCGAUUUCCAGCCCAGUGUCUGAGUACGCACACCAAAUUUUCUCUACUUAUCCUUCCUUAGCCAGGAUUGUGGAUGCACGUCGUGAUCGUGCUUUCCAACUAAUCGUUCAAUCAUUGCAUAUGAUCGAAACCGAGCCACCAAACUUUCGAUCAACUCCAUCCCUCAUUACCAAAUACAUCAAACUAGAUCGAAAUGUACCACGCGAGUUGUACGACACCACACAACAUGUAUUCAAGACGCUCGAUUCGUUAAUCGAAGCCGAUGUAACACUCAUCAAUCGGUCUCAUCGAUUAGCACCAAUUGAGUUUGUCUUCGUCUGUUAUAUGAUCGCAAAGCAUCCUGAUUUGUCCAUCGAGCAAUAUCAGCAUUAUAUCUUAUCGAUGAAGCAGGAUGUACGUCAAAGCCAUGUUGAUAUUCGUUUCAAUAGGAACGUUUAUGACACGUUGAUGGGUUUUCUCAGGAAGAUGUCUGCCGAAAUUGAUAAUCCGAGGACCUCGCCUACUUAUAACGAAGUCGAGUGGAUUAAAGUUGAAGACAAUAACGAAGUUGAGAUUAAACUUGAAAAUAAUAAUGAGGUUAAGAGGAUUAAGCGACAACGCGAAGAUAACGAAUUGGUAUUUGAAGAAGAUAGCGAAGAAGAUAGCGAUAUCGAAUUGGUAUAUGGAGAAAAGGACAGAGAGAGGGUUAGGCUUCAAGUUGACGAAAUUUUUCGCAUAUUUGGAGCUAAGAAGAUUAAAAUUGAAGAGUAA
Molecule: messenger RNA, 1245 nt
Organism: Ambispora gerdemannii
Lineage: Eukaryota; Fungi; Glomeromycota; Glomeromycetes; Archaeosporales; Ambisporaceae
Source: the annotation of a GenBank genome assembly